Alternaria novae-zelandiae is the source of this 1050-nucleotide messenger RNA. RefSeq lists its product as uncharacterized. NCBI's taxonomy places the organism in Eukaryota, Fungi, Ascomycota, Dothideomycetes, Pleosporales, Pleosporaceae. Gene Ontology annotation, molecular function: protein kinase activity; ATP binding. Gene Ontology annotation, biological process: protein phosphorylation. Bases 1 to 1050 code for a protein of 349 amino acids. The transcript has a single exon. The record is from RefSeq and is a predicted model, not a curated record.
AUGUCUGAAGCACUCAACGACGCUUCGGGCGACAGGCCCCCACAGAUGCCCGAAAAGUACACCUGGCUUCGCGACGCUGCUUCGUCUACGUACUGUUUUGUCAGUCUGUGUGUUCCCACCUCCGACAUCAAUGAUGCGCGUUCCAAACUGGCUGCGAACGCCCAAGAGGACUCGGUCGUCGAUGCACUCCUUAGGCGCGUCGUUGCAGUAAAGAUUCCCGGAGAAGGCUCUACCCAGCCUACGAUGCAUCCCGAAUUACGCAUUCUCCAGGAGAUACACCGCCAAUCGUAUUCUCGCAGCGGCGGUGAGCACUGCAUUGAAGUAGUUGACCACUACGACAUGGAAGCUAUGGCCCAAGGGGAACCAGGUUGGCUGGUCAUGGCAAGCUCACCAGUAUCUAGUGAUCUUGAAGGACUCUUCGUGUUCGACACUAGGGACAAGCUUCCAAAAUGCCUACUCUGGCUCAUCAUUACGCAGCUCUAUGAGACAAUCUACUUCCUACACCGCGAAUGUAAGCCGACUAUCACACAUGGCAGUGUUUUAGCGGAGGACAUUCUUAUCAGCUUUCCCUACGAAGAAGAGAAGAAUGGCGAGGUUACCAUUGCUAAACGCCCUAAAAUCAGUCUCGUAGGAUUUGCGAAGAGCUGCAUCCAUGAUCCUACGGACUCUCCAGAUGGGCUUGAACGCAAGGCUCGGGCAGAGGAAGAAGAUGUCGAAUCUCUGGCCCAAUUGAUUCGAAAGCUCAUCUAUAGGUGCUACGAGCAUGAAGAUGUAUACGAUGGCAAGCCAGGAGGGAAGAUGACAAGGCUCGUGCGAAAGUAUCUCAAAGAUGAUGCGCCAGAAGAGGUGAGGAAGUUUAUGCAGCGGGAUGCGCGAGACUUGGAGGGCGUAUGGGCUGCUAUCGGGGUAUUCGCUAAGGAAAAAUUGGGGAAAGUCAGGAAUGAGGAGUGGGAAGAGGUGCGGGACUCGGUUGAUGAGGUUGCUGAAGGGAAAGUAAAGUUGAGCGACAUCGUCAAGGACGUUCUGAAGGGUCAGCCUGCGAAUAAUUAG